CGGACGCAUCCUACCUAAUUUUAGCGAGGAAAAGACUCUUAUUUUGGUCUGGCGGUGUGACGUCAUGAGUAUGCGCUCCCGCGAAUGUGAGUCUGGUGAAGAGAGGUUUGAUGCGUUUAGACUGCCGCUAAUUCUAUAAGAAGAAGAAAGCGCUUUGGUUUUAAGAAAAGCACAUUACAAAUCAAAUUAAUUAUCAUCAUUAACCAGAACAACAAAAACAAACGUGUGUACAAACCAACUGCAAGUGUUUCAUGAAAGAUGGCGUUUAUUAAAGAGGAGAGUGAAGACAUGAAGAUUGUAGAAAUAUUCAGUCUCAAUCAUGAAGAAGAUCCUGAGGAACAAACAAAGAUGGCGUUUAUUAAAGAGGAGAGUGAAGACAUGAAGAUUGGAGAAACAUUCAGUCUGAAGCACGAAGAUAUAGAGGAACAAACAGACUUAAAGGUGCUGAAAGAGGAGAGGGAAGGACUGAACGAAACAGAAGAGAAAGAUCAGCAUGAGAAUCUUUGUGAUUCAAUAACUGGAGAAAAAUCUUUGUGUUCCUUAAAGUUUGAAAAGACUUCCACACGAAGAACAGAUCAAAAGACAGGAAAUCAGAGUUAUUACACUUGCCUUCAAUGUGGAAAGAGUUUUAGUCAAAAAGGAACCCUUAAAAGCCACAUGAGAGUUCACACUGGAGAGAAGCCUUUCACAUGCUAUCUGUGUGGAAAGAGUUUCAGUCACUCUAUAAACCUUAAAUGCCACAUGAAAAUUCACACUGGAGAGAAGCCUAAUAGAUCCCCUCCGUGUGGAAAGAGUUUGAAUCAAAGUGGAGAAAACAAGAUCAUUCACACUACAGAAAGCCAUUUUCCCUGCCAACAGUGUGGGAAGAGUUUCGCUUCUAAACAAAGCCUUGAAUGCCACAAGAGAACUCACACUGGAGAGAAGCCUUUCACAUGCAAACUGUGUGGAAAGAUUUUCAGUUAUAAAGCAAACCUUAAAACCCACAUGAGAAUUCACACUGGAGAGAAACCCUUCACAUGCAAACAAUGUCGAAUAAGUUUCACUCAUAAAGUAAGCCUUAAAACUCACAUGAUAACUCACACCGGAGUGAAACCUUACACAUGCAAACAGUGUGGAAAGAGUUUCAGUUAUAAAGGAACCCUUAAAAGCCACAUGAGAGUUCACACCGGAGUGAAACCUUACACAUGCAAACAGUGUGGAAAGAGUUUCAGUUAUAAAGGAACCCUUAAAACCCACAUGAGAGUUCACACUGGAGGGAAGCCUAAUAGAUCCCCUCAGUGUGAAAAGAAUUCGAAUCAAAGUGGAGAAAACAAGGUCAUUCACACUACAGGAAGCCGUUUUCCCUGCCAACAGUGUGGGAAGAGUUUCGCUUCUAAACAAAGCCUUAAAUGCCACAAGAGAACUCACACUGGAGAGAAGCCUAAUAGAUCCCCUCAGUGUGUAAAGAGUUUGAAUCAAAGUGGAGAAAACAAGAGAAUUUUAACUUGCCAAUCGUGUGGAAAGUGUUUCACUCAUAAAGGAAAAUUUGAAAGGCACAUGAGAGUUCACACUGGAGAAAAGCCUUACACGUGUAAACAGUGUGGAAAGAGUUUCAGUCUAAAUGGAACCCUUAAAAGGCACAUGAAUGUUCACUAUAAAGAGAAGCCUAACAGAUCCCCUCAGUGUGAAAAGAGUUCGAAUCAAAGUGGAGAAAACAAGAUCAUUCACACUACAGAAAGCCGUUUUCCCUGCCAACAGUGUGGGAAGAGUUUCGCUUCUAAACAAAGGCUUGAAUGCCACAAGAGAACUCACACUGGAGAGAAGCCUUUCACAUGCAAACAGUGUGAAAAGAGUUUCAGUCGUAAAGAAACCCUUAAAAGCCACAUGAGAACUCACACUGGAGAGAAGCCUUUCACAUGCAAACAGUGUGAAAAGAGUUUCAGUUAUAAAGCAAACCUUAAAAACCACAUGAGAAUUCACACUGGAGAGAAACCCUUCCCAUGCAAACAAUGUGGAAAAAGUUUCAAUUAUAAUGUAAGCCUUAAAACUCACAUGAUAACUCACACCGGAGAGAAACCUUACACAUGCAAACAGUGUGGAAAGAGUUUCAGUCGUAAAGGAACCCUUAAAAGCCACAUGAGAGUUCACACUGGAGAGAAGCCUUUCACAUGCAAACAGUGUGGAAAGAGUUUCAGUCAUAAAGGAAACCUUAAAACCCACAUGAGAGUUGACACUGGAGGGAAACCUUUCACAUGCAAACAGUUUGGAAAGAGUUUCAGUCAACAUAGAAAUCUUAAGAGGCACAUGAAAGUUAACAAUAAAGAGAAGCCUAACAGAUCCCUUCAGUGUGAAAAGAGUUUCAAUGAAAAGUUAUAAAAUUGAUAAUUCUGAUUCUGAUUGGCUGAGCCACAUUCUUAGCUGUUGUAAAUGAAUAAUAAUUUACAAUAAACAUACACCUUUUUUUUGUC
Molecule: messenger RNA, 2447 nt
Organism: Carassius gibelio (silver crucian carp)
Lineage: Eukaryota; Metazoa; Chordata; Actinopteri; Cypriniformes; Cyprinidae
Product: gastrula zinc finger protein XlCGF26.1
Exons: 4
Coding region: 259-2355 (698 amino acids)
Biological process (GO): regulation of DNA-templated transcription
Molecular function (GO): RNA polymerase II cis-regulatory region sequence-specific DNA binding; DNA-binding transcription factor activity, RNA polymerase II-specific
Source: RefSeq, a predicted model, not a curated record